Molecule: messenger RNA, 1929 nt
Organism: Suillus paluster
Lineage: Eukaryota; Fungi; Basidiomycota; Agaricomycetes; Boletales; Suillaceae
Exons: 4
Coding region: 30-1685 (551 amino acids)
Molecular function (GO): protein binding
Source: RefSeq, a predicted model, not a curated record
GAUUUUUAUCGGAAGCGGAAUUGGCAAACAUGCUAGCCUCCACAUCGCGAAACUCUCUUAAGAGAGUCUCCAAGAAGGCUACGCUAUGGUCUUCCCAGUCCGAGUGCUCUGUAGUGCUGCCUGUGUCCUUUUUCCGAUGUCAGAGCACUCAACAGCAGGUUGCAACAAAGUCUGCUCCACGUUCGGGCUCGUCUGCAAUUCGGAACAAACCAUGGUCCUUCGUCCCAGAUCAAACUUUUCAGGGAACUGCACGUCAUAGUGCUAUAGCGCGCUACCAGUUCAGGUCUACGGGGCUUGCCAAUCACAAGAAAACCGUAGAUGCUAUAAGAAUGUGCAGAGAAAUGAAGGAAGAAGGCGUAAAACCGGACAUCAUCAUUUAUAAUAACUUGCUGGCAUGUCUCGCGGAAGACUGUCAGGUGCUAGAGGCUUGGGCUACUGUCGAAGACAUGGCUUCUAUGGGUAUUGCACCCGACCGACACACUUUCCAUCAUCUUAUACAUGCAUCACGUCGACUGCAAUCAUCAGCUAUGUGGGAUAUUAUCGAAAAGAUGAACGCAGAAAAUAUCCCUCCGAACGAACAAACUUACCAGCUGAUGAUUCAACGCUUCACAGCGGGAGAAAAUCUCGAAUUUGCACUGCAGUGUAUCUAUGAGAUGGGGACGCGGGGGCUUGUCCUUGAGCUCACGAUCGCUCAAGAUGUGAUAAGAUUGGCAGCAGAACUAGGCUUUCCCCGACUCGCACUCAACCUGGCAGAGAAUUUUGAGGCAACCUCCGUCCGGAGAUUAAGCCCGGAAACAUGGAUGAGAUGUCUAGCAUCCUCCGCUGAAGCUCUCUACACCGAGGGUGUUCAACGAUGCUGGCAAAAGGUCGUAGACCUCAAUAUCACUCCAGACGAAGGACUCUGUCUCGAUGUCCUCCACACUGCUGGACGUCACGGACUCUCUGACCUCGCGACAGAUGUCAUUCGUGUCCUCAGAAACCUGGGCGCUGACUGGCAAGAACACCACUUCGCACCCCUCGUGGAGGCACUUUGCAACGCCGGCAAGCUAAAAGAUGCGUUCGGCACACUCGACUUGAUGCGAAGUAGCAACAUAUUCCCUACUGUGACAACGACUCAGCCGAUAUACGACGUCCUGAAACAGGAUAUUAACAAGGUGGACAGCGCUUGGGAACUGCUUGACAAGCUGCGAAGUGAAGGGAAGACGAUUGACAGGACCGCAAUCAAUGCCAUCAUCCGCGCUGCCAUAUCACUCUCAGAUCUGCAGCGCGCCGUGGGCGCCUACAAGGCUUUCCCCGAUUACAAAUGUGUUCCUGACAUCGACACUUUCAAUUCCCUCCUUUCCGGCUGUAUCGUUGCCAGUCACCGUGAACUCGGGGACAGACUGCUCCUGGAACUGAAGGAAUUGGGCAUCAAACCAGAUGCAACGACCUACGAGCGGAUCAUCAUCCUUUGUCUCACGCAGGUCACAUAUGAGGAUGCGUUCUUCUAUCUCGAAGAAAUGAAAGCGCAGAAGUUUGUACCGCCACGGAGCGUUUACGAUGCCAUUAUUCGUACUUGCGUUGCUGCUGGUGACUCGCGGUACACGCUAGCACUGGACGAGUUGAAGCAGUGUGGAUACACUGUUUCGAACAGCCUACAAAAGUUUAUCGAUUCUGGAGGACGAGAGUCACAGUCGAGGUCAUAGCGUACAUGUAUUGUUCAUCGAUAUCACCGAUAGGUAGCUAUAUGAUUUGCCUCCCGAGAUGUGGGUUCAGAUGUGGUGCUUGCACCGCACCGCGGAACUAUGAACGAUUCUGACCGUGUACCAAACACUUCACGUUGUACGACUGUCUUCCUUUCGUAAUUUGCCUUCAUUGCAGAGCCUAAGUAGCUGGCAGAUAAGUUAUGUUUCAUUUCAGUCUCGACUAACGGAACGUUUCCGUUAUUUC